CUAAAAUUUGUAAACAAUUUAAACCAUUUAUAGUUCGCAUGUAAUUCGCGGAUCAAGAAUGGGUGAGGAAGCCUACGGAACUCCUUUAUCGGGGCGGAGGCCUCGGCUUGGCUUGUCAAGGCGGCUCUGCAACACCACGCCUUUGGUGCGGAUGCAACGGGAGGACGUCGGAGCCACAACACCUACAGAUCAGACUCAAGAGACUCCCCGCGCCCUGCCGCUGAUCACAAACUGUCGCAAACGCAUCGGAUUGUCCCGCAUCCGUACAGAGCUGACCAAGAAGCGGCUGGAGUUCACAACCGCCAGCGUACUUAAGGAGAAUGAGCUCAUUCCAAAAGCCAACGAAAAUACACCAUACAUUAACCCAGAAAAGAAGGAACAAGACAAGAAGACGAAAGAAGAUGAAAUUAAGGAAGAGGAAAACAAAGAGGAUACGGUUGACGAAGAAGAGCCACAAGACAGCAGAAUCCCCGAACUGCAGGCAGACAUCGUGGCCUGGCGGCGGGGAUUCAGAGUCACUGUGGACGCCCUGCAGGACAUGAUCACUCCCCGCCCGACAAAGAAAGAUAUGUUGAUACACCUACGCAUUCCCCUCGAGAUGCUCAGGUACCUGGAGGAGGACUGACAUUAAGACAAUGAUGCUUCACGGUGGCAAAAUGUAUUACUCCGCAUUAAAAACAAAUUGUGAACAAA
Drosophila subobscura is the source of this 693-nucleotide messenger RNA. RefSeq lists its product as uncharacterized. NCBI's taxonomy places the organism in Eukaryota, Metazoa, Arthropoda, Insecta, Diptera, Drosophilidae. The record is from RefSeq and is a predicted model, not a curated record. The transcript has a single exon. Bases 59 to 625 code for a protein of 188 amino acids.